AUGAAAAACUGGGAUCAAACCCCUCUUCCCCCAGCGCUAUGCGGCGACGCGCUUUGGCGAUACCGGAGAGACCGCGAGACCAAGGAGAAAAGGCUCUGGGCAGAGAUUACGAUCAUGUACAACGGCGGAAAGAAUGAUUGCGACAGCGAGUUGGCCAAGAUUUUGCGUGGUAAACCAGAUGUGAACACACUCAAAGAAAUGAAAUUCUAUGACUGGGAAGUUGGAGGUGAGGCGUUUUCCAACCAUUCUCAAGUCCAUCAACACCACUCCUCUGUUAUCAUUGAAAAGGGUAGAAUGACAGAACAUGUUGUCAAUCUCAUCACCGAUUGGAUGAUAACAAAGAAAGGACAUGUGCUAGAAAGCGAAAAUGGGAGGUGUCACGUUCUUUGGGAUCAUAUUGGGGAACAAACUAGCCAAAAGAAGCCAGACGAAACAGCCUUUCCCUGGCGCACCGGGGAGUACGCACUUUCCAUGAAAGCAAGCUGGGAUAAUGAGGAUAAGGAGAAGGAAAUGAUUCGAGAAGUCCAAAGACUCCGGGACGAGCUAACGAAAUAUGCCAUUGGAGGGAAAGCGGCGUAUGUGAACUUCAUCGACAAUACAUUAAGUGGCUGGUGGGAUGCAUAUUACGAUACCAACUAUGAACGACUCCGGCAGGUGAAGGAAAUCUAUGACCCUGAAGAAUUCUUCGAGUUUCAGCAGAGUAUUCGAAAACCCCAGAGCGACCAUCCACAAAUAACUGCUGUACCAUCACGCACUGCUGCAGUCCAUCUGCCGGAAUUGGAUGAGAAGAAAGAUUUCCUCGAAGAUAUCGAAAAGGGUACCACGCGGACUGAAAAGCCAUUCCCUCAAGAUGCGCCCGCUCAGUCAGUAAGCGAUCUGGGAUACGGCGGUCUUCACAGUGGGCGUUGUCCUGCGGUGUCUUUGAAGCGAUACAUCCUCGGUCUUGUUUCUAGAUUAAAAUCAUAG
Messenger RNA from Aspergillus tubingensis, 966 nucleotides. Its product is annotated as FAD linked oxidase. The record is from RefSeq and is a predicted model, not a curated record. NCBI's taxonomy places the organism in Eukaryota, Fungi, Ascomycota, Eurotiomycetes, Eurotiales, Aspergillaceae. Gene Ontology annotation, molecular function: flavin adenine dinucleotide binding; oxidoreductase activity. The transcript has a single exon. Bases 1 to 966 code for a protein of 321 amino acids.